Messenger RNA from Lates calcarifer (barramundi perch), 2204 nucleotides. RefSeq names its product protein AATF. Gene Ontology annotation, cellular component: nucleolus; nucleus. Lineage: Eukaryota; Metazoa; Chordata; Actinopteri; Centropomidae. The record is from RefSeq and is a predicted model, not a curated record. Gene Ontology annotation, biological process: regulation of transcription by RNA polymerase II.
UUCCCCAUUGUACAAAGAUUUAUAUUUUAUAAAAACUGUUUUCACGACAGGCGGCUCUGCCCGAAAGACAUAACCCAGGGACUAAAUAGCCGCAACCCCGUCGCAUUUUACCAACGUCAUCACCUUCCGUACCGACGAGCCGUUUUGGCUACAACACACGUGUGGUUGUCUUACGCUUUUACACAUGGCAGGCUCGUUUUCUCAGGAACUCGAGGAUUUGUUGAAUCCUUUGCCUAAAUUUGCGGAUCCAGAGGAUGAAGAUGACGAGGCGACCAAAGCCAGGGUCGUCGAAAGAUUCAAUGAGGACGACGACGACGAAGAUGCGGUCGGCCUCAGUGCCCUGCGGAAGCGCAACACAUCCCUGCUCUCAGACACAGACAGGCGGUAUGUGGGAAAAGCAGUCUCUCGUAAACAGCUGCUGAUGGAUAUUGAGGGAUCUGCUGAGGAGGAGGAGGAGGAGGAGGAGGAAGACGAGGACGGCAGCAUAGAAGAAGAUGAAGAAGAGGAUUCUAUGGGUGACGAAGAGGCUGACGACGACGAUGAUGAUGAAAAUGAGUUAGAAGAUGAUGAUGAUGAUGAUGAGGAGGAGUUGGGAGACAGUGAUGCACAACAAGAAGGAACUAAUUUGGCAUCUAAGGCAAAGGGUUCUGACAUGACCUUUCCUCAGGGAGUGGACUUCCACAAGCUGACAGAGGGCAUGGAUGACCUGGGAAUGAGCGAAGAGGAAGAUGAUGGUGAUGAGGAGACUGAAGGCAGUGAUGAAGAUGAAGGCUCCGUGGACGAUGAUAUGGAGGACGGCGAUGAAGAUGGCGAGGAAGAGGGAGCCGUCCACACGUUUUCAAAAGUAAAAGUAGAUGAGGAAGUUGAGAAAGGGAAAGCUGUAAAGAACCAGUUGGCCUUGUGGGACAGCCUGCUUGAGGGGCGAAUCAAAAUCCAGAAAGCUCUCGUGACAGCCAACCAGCUUCCACAGCCGCAGACUUUCCCAGAGUUCAAGAGGAAGGGUGGAGCUGAGCUUGCUGGGGCGCUGAAGAACACCCAUAAAGCUUUAAAGGCUCUUCAGAGGUCUCUGCUGGAGCUGCACGAUCAGCUGCUGUACCAGAACACUGACACCAGGACCAUCGCUCUGGGACAGACAGGAGCUCCGAGUGAAGACGAGGAGAUAAACAGUGAUGAGAAUGAGGAUGGGGAGGGGACGGCGCAGGAAGGUGGAGCGCUUAAACGAAAACUGGAGAUGGCAGAGUACCCAGACUUCAUGGCCAAACGCUUUGCUACUUUCCAGCCUUACCGCAACGCCACGCUGCAAAAGUGGCACGACAAAACCAGACUGACCAUGGCUAAAAGCAGCAAAGGUUUUGGGGCAUUUGAUAGGAACAUAUUGACACAGGUGGAGCAGGUGCUGAUGGACAAAGAAAGGCUGAUACGACGCACACAGACCCGGCGCUCAGAAUACAGAGUCCUGGGGAAAAAGGAGGCCCCUGAGACAGUCCCCACAGAGGGUGAGGAGGCGGAGCAACAGCUGAAAGCAAACGUGCAUCUCAAAGAUGUCGAUGAGGACAUAUUCGAUGACGAUGAUUUCUACCACCAGCUGCUGAGAGAGCUCAUAGAGCGCAAGACAAGCGCAGCAGAUCCCAAUGACCAGGUGGCUAUGGGCAGGCAGUGGCUGGCCAUCCAGAAACUACGCAGCAAGAUUAAGAAGAAGGUAGACACCAAAGCCAGCAAGGGGCGUAAAGUCAGAUUCCACAUCCACAGUAAGCUGGUCAAUUUCAUGGCUCCUGUUGACCACAGCUCAAUGAACGACGAGGCACGCAGUGAACUGUAUCGUGGACUCUUUGGUCAGAACUCCUCGGUCAGGGAGUGACAGUGUAGAGGUUCUCAUGUGGAGCAGAUCCUAAAUGCCAGGAUACAGCCAAAGCAGUGCCUUCUCUACAAAACCAGAAUGAUGCCAAGCAGCAGUUUGGAAUAUAACAGACACUGGGCCUGCUCUUUGUCAGGACAGGUUCUUCAGAUUGGGCAGACAGUUACAGUGCUCUGACUUAACAGGAAUAAAAUGGACUCAGAGGGCACAUGCAGUUCUUAAUACCUGGAUGUGUUGUUGCCUAAGGACCAAUUUCUGAUUAAAAAAAAAAGAAAAAGUAACACAUAUAUAAAGCAUAGUGAGUGUUGAGUGAAGGAAAACAAUAAAUGUGUAAUUAAUUUUUUUGUCA